AUGGCUUCCUCCUAUUCGUAUCCUGAAUUAUUUUUGGCGGGUUUUAUAUUUACCUUGCCCUUCCUUUACGAAAAAAGUGAUGUUUUUCGAUAUUACUUGAAGUUUUUCUUAUAUUAUGUAUAUGUGCUAGUGAUCUGCACCGUUUUAUUACCCGUAGUGCUUCUAUAUCCCCGCGACGUAACUAACUUAGUUGUUGCUUCCAGGUUUUGCCGUUAUGCUUCUUAUAUUGUGGGAAUAGAAUGGGAGUUGAGAGGUCUGGAGCACUGGGACAGCGAGGAGUGCUACAUAGUCAUUUCCAAUCAUCAGAGCUCUCUUGACAUUCUAGGAAUGUUUGAGAUGUGGCCUCGGAUGAAGCGCUGCACAGUGGUUGCCAAGAGACCGCUGAUGUUCACCGGAGCAUUCGGGUUCGGUGCCUGGCUAUCAGGACUGGUGUUUAUUGACCGUCUGAAGACUGACAGAGCUCGUCAGCUCAUGAGGGAAGCUACUGAGCGUGUUAUUCAAGAAAAGACUAAACUCUGGGUAUUCCCAGAAGGUGCAAGAUUCAACAAAGGCAGCAUCCAGCCUUUCAAAAAAGGAGCGUUUUACCUAGCCAUUGAUGCUCAAAUACCAAUCAUGCCUGUUGUAUUCAGCCAGUACUACUUUCUGGACAGUGACACCAAAACUUUUGAACCAGGAAAGGUAGUGAUCACAACUUUGCCGCCUAUACCUACGAAGGGUAUGACCCGUGACGACAUCGAGGUGCUCUCGGAGAUGGCGCGCCAGAAGAUGAUUGAGGUAUUUAACGAGAGCUCCAAAGACCUCGUCAUGCAGAAGAAGAUCGCUAUAUAAUUUAAAGCUCUUAGAAAAGGCUUAUAGAAAUAAGUAGGCUUAGAGUACUCGCUCAGAUAAAAAACCCAUUUAUAAUAUAAGUUUUAACCGAGCUUUGCGACUUAUUUAUAAUAAGAUUUAAGCUUAAUAGGUAUUAAGUUUUAAGCGAGUUUUAAUGUUAUUUAUUAUACGUUUUACCAUACCUCCCAACCAUUCAACUUAUUAUUAUUAAGUAAGAAUACUCAUAUAUGGUUAUGGAGUGAGCAAUCUAAGCCUACUCUAUAGAAAAGGUGAGAGCGGUGUGACACGUAGGGUAAACUGUAAACAGUAUAAUAACUCCAUUAGCCUUUAUUUUAAGCAGUUGCGACGGUACUUCAUAGGGCUAUCAUUGGGUAAACACCCUACAAGAUGGAAAUAAUGUAUUAUCGUUUUCAUUAGAUUAAUUUUAGUAAUUCAGUUUUAUUAAAUUAGUAGUAUUACGUUUUCAAGAGGUCUAAUUCUAGCCAAAGCAUACCAAAGAUUUUUGAGCUGUUUGUUUAUGAAUUUAUUAGUUGUUAAUACUCGUUAGUUAAAUCGGCACUUUUUGUGUGUUAUUAGUUGUUUAGUUGUUUUAAAACAUACAGUAUAUUGUCUAUCUAUUGAUCUCGCAUAAGCCUAUAAAAAAUCUCGAAAAUCGAAGUUCUUUUUUUCUCUCUGUCGCUCUUGCGCAUGUGAGAGAUAAAGAGGGAGAUAGACAAAACUUCGGUUUUACCAGUACCACGCAUUAUUGGCGUGGUAUCAACUGAGAAUGGAACCUUAGUGGUAGGUAACAAGUGUGACUUUAUUGGUGCCAUUUGUUUCUCUGAGGACUGGUGUGGACAAAGCUUAUUAAAGCCUGACCAGUAAUAUAUGAUCAUUUGUCAAGAAGGCGCUGUUAUUCUCAUGUAAGGUGAGAGUUCAUUAUAAUAUGAAAAAAUAGUUCCAGUGAAUCAGUGAUCAUAUAUUCCUGGUCAGGUUUAAUAAAGCUAAAGUAGCGUUGGUAGGAUGUCGCCGUUAGACAAGCCUCAAAGGCGAGUUCCAACGGUAGUGUUAUAGCUAAGUCACUUCACCAAGGCGCAGAAUAAAACAUAUUAUUGUGACGUUAAACGACUACUAUCGUUUAAAUCACUCGCCUUUGUGCAAUGACAUAUCUAUACGUAUUUAUGACUGCGAACUAUUCAAAUAAUAUUAGCCUUUAAGAUUAUUCACUCAAUAUUCUAAGCAAACCGAUGCUUGUAUAUUAUGAUACUUGCAAUAGAACAUGUCGAGCUAUAACUAUCACAAGCUCGUGCUUUACAAGUAACUCCUAGAUUUAAACCUUGCAAGUGCACUGUAAUUUAUACGCGCGAUACGAGCUUGCGAAAUUUAUAUCUCGUUAUUUCCAUAGUACCUUAAUUUUGAACGCUGAAGGGCUACUUAGGCAAGAUUAAUUUCUAAAGCUUACUACAAAAACAUAUAGACGUGCAAGAGUUCAUGGUGACACUAACAUCGAAGAAUUUCACUAAUCAUUCACAGACCUUAUUCAUUUGCAGUUAAGGUUCAUUUCAUAACUAUUAGUAAAGGCUAUUUCACGCCUAAGUGGCCCUUUAGCAGCGCUGUCAGCGCUAAUCAAAGUAAAUGCUGUACCUACAGCUAUAAUAUGUACAGUCGCCAUCAGAUAUAUCGGUGCUCACAAAUAUCUGAGCACACCUCUAUUGUCAAGGCGUUAGAGUGCUUGAUCAGAUAUUGUGAACACCUUGGCCGCUCCGAUAUAUCUGAUGGCGACAGUACAUUGAUGUAAGAAUUAGUGGUACAUAGUAAAGUGAAUUUAAUUAUACAUAGUGCUCUAUCUAUAGGAUAACUAUAAAAGACACAUUUGUGCCGCUUUCAACCAAAAGGGUACUUAGGGUCGGGUGUCAUUAUCGCGCUAUUUCUAUAAAGCUUUUAAUUUGAAAUCAACCGACAAUGUGGUACCUUUCAAUCGAAAACGUAUGAUUUUAUUGGCGAUCAGAUACGCAAAUUAAAAUCUGGUACUACGCGAGUAUCUGAUAGAUACGUUAAUGUAGGAUCUAAUCAAUUUAAUAAUAAAAAUCACAUUAUUAAAGAAAUAAACCCAAGUUUCUGGCUAUUAAAUAUAAGAAACACUUUAGAAUGUACUGAUACGAUAUUAUAUGAGUACUUACCUACUUAAAUGUUAAAUCGGCUAAGCCGGCUAAGUGUCAUAUGGCUGCAAUCGGCUGUGUUUCGGCCAAGGUCUCGUCUUGGCUCGUGAGGUUGUGAGAGAGCGUGUCAGUCAAUAAUAAACGUAAUCCUAAAGAACAGGGUACUUUGAUAUUAAAACUCCCGCACCUCAAGAGAGGUGACCCAUCAGUCCCUGAAUUUAGGUACUAUGUUAAUGUUCUAGAAACUGGUUAACGAAAGUAUUUAUAAAUGUUUAAAAUAAUUAAUAAAAACUGCUAAUCUGCAAAAACAAAACGGUGAUAUAUUUCUGGACUAGAGAAUUGUAAGUGGCGCCAUCUGCAAUAACGACGAAGUUCGCGUCAAACGCUACUUUGUGUUGAGGUAGACUGUCCUGAUUGUUUAACGGCCUCCUAGCCUAGUCGGUAGUGACCCUGCCUACGGAGCAGGAGGUCCCGGGUUCGAAUCCUGGUAAGGGCAUUUAUUUGUGUGUUCAUCACAAAUAUUUGUUCCUGAGUUAUGGAUGUUCUCUAUAUGUACAUAUAAGUAUUUAUAUAUAUGUGUAUAUAUAUAUCGUCGUCUAGUACCCACCACACAAGCCUUAUUGAGCUUACUGUGGGACUAGGUCGAUCUGUGUAAAAUUGUCCAUUGUUGUUGUUGUGUUGUAAUAUAUUUAAUAUUUAAUUUAGGUUAAAUGUCUACAUAAAAUAAAAAAAAUUUCAAAAAUUAAUAUUUUAACUUCAAAUAAAUCUUAAAACCUUAUCAAAAUAUUUAUCAUGGAUUGGCUCUUGGGCUCCACUUUCGUUAGCCAGGGUCUACCUUUGGUUUUAAUAGUUUUUCAAUUUAUUUAUAUUAUGCUUUGACCAGUAUUUUCAUUAUUUACAGUAUUAUGUGAAACAUGUAAGUUUCCUUCACCAAUCCAUACCAUUUGUUUGUUUUAUACUUAAGUUUAAUAAUAAGAGCAUAAUACCGACUUUUUAAGUUUAUUGAUUGGAAAUUUGUGGAUAGAAACCGAUCAAAUAAUCAUGUAUUAAAGGUUACCUUAAAGGCUAUAUUUUUAUCCAGUUCCUAUUAUUGAUUAUUACUUAUUAUUAGUUAUUAUAAGUUUUUCCUUAUGUGUACGAACUAGUCGAUUAUUAAAUAAGGGUCUUUCCUAUUACCUAUUAGCAAUUUGCUUGAACAAAAAUAUUUUGAUAAAAUUAGUUGCAAUAGGCUACUUUCGUACUAGUCAAAACAGCUUUUUUGGAACUGUCAAAACGAUUUGGUAAUAUGGAAUUUAUAUGAAAACGAGUAUAGUGACGUCACGGCCAACUCAUCUACUUUUUAUAUACCUAUCCGAAUUAUUAAAUAGAAAUUGUGUUUAAAAAUAACUGCAUCUGUUUUUCUUAUAAUUAUCUGGUGCUUUAUUUCGUGCACGGUGUAAGACGGAUGCCACAGACCUGGGGGCCUAGUCAAGCUGACAAUGUGACAAUCGUUGAUAGAAAACGACAAUCCAAUCAUAUGUACUUUUCCUAGAAUCUGUUAUGAUACAAUUUUCAUUUGGCGUUUGUCGAUGUACGGUUGUCAUCUUGGCUAGUCCUGCAAGUCUGGUAGGUCUCGGAUUGUCGGAUUGUCGGAUUGGCGAAGCAGGAUGUGCUAGACUCGGACCACGCUAAGUUACAAGUGCUACAUAAAGUUAUGGAGCUGAUAGGGAUAUGUAUGCAAUCUUAGUGCCAAGUUUGUCUAAAGUUAGCGUGGUAAGAUUCUGGGCAUGAUAAUUAAGAACCAGGUUUUCAUAUAAAUAAAUGGCUCUUCCACUUUUUAGUCACUCCAGUCGAAACCUGUAUACUUCCAUUAUUUAUUCUUCUACUUAGUUAACAGUUUUUCGUAUAAGUAACUUUUUUAAAACGUGAUUACACAUCGUCGAUAUAGUGACCAGCAGCGAUUGCUUUUUUUAUGAGAAGAUUGGUGUCGAGGCCGAAAGGGCUGCGUUACCACCGAAGGUGACCGAAGACGAAAGGAAAUCAGAAAAAUCUUGUUAGGUUUAGCUAUAUAUGAACAAGGGGGUAUAUCCAAUAACAUUCUUACUUACUUUGUAAACGCGAAAUCUGAUUUCUUUACCACAGUUAAACUAGUAAACCAUUUUGAAUUAGAUUUAAUUGAAAAUAUCUUGAACUUUGGGAAUAAAUAGGCAUAGGCUGCCUCAGUUUGUUGAUUUCUUCACUUUGUGGAUGUAUACUCGUAAUACCUUAUUAUAAUACGUACUGAUCCCCAGGCGGGAAAAGGCACGGGCAAUGCUAUUGUGAUCAGUUCGUUAAACAUAAACCAUAACGUGACUGUGACUUAAUAUUACUUGUUAAGCUAGCAAAGCAACAGUGCACAUUGCCAAUGCAUACGGUGCCUAACCAAUAGCAUAAGAUACUCAUUUUAGUUAUUUUGGGAAUUACGUCAUAGUAAUGAUUAGUACCGAGAGUGUAGACGAUGGCACAGUCACCUGCAAUAAUAUGUUACUCUAUGAAAGCUGCAAAAAUAUGUGACACUCUCUUAUGACUCUACAAAUAAGAUCGUGUCAAAUAUUGUUGCACGUUGUGUAAUAUGAAAUUGCAGGUGACUGUACAUACUUAUUAAUAAUAUUUUGAAGUUCUAAUCGAACUUGACGGAAAGAUAUGUCAUCCACUUUACUUUCGUAAAGUGGAUGAUUAGUUUACGUAAAAAUAAAUUAUGUAAUAAAUAAAAUACCAAUAAUAUAAGUAGCAAUAAUUUAUUAAAGUGUAUAUAACAAAUAAUAUGACACUACAAUGACUCUUGGGCUAUUUUUCACUUUUGACACUUUAUCGUACGGCUUUUUAGCACGGCCAGCGUCAGUAAGGAAUGUCUGAUUUUAAGAAAAUUAAUACACGUGUUUUAGUGACUUAUAGUUAACUACAAUUUUCAAAUUAAGGUGCAAGUUACCCUAACUUCGGAACUAUCACUAAACUAGAAGCAGUUUGUACGACACGCUUUAAGGCGUCUUUGUAAGUGUCGCUCUUAGAUUUUUGCGAUUUCAGAAAUAAUACCAUAUCCGAAGAUACCCCAAAAUUAAAUGGGACAGUAUACCUACGAGCCAAUAUUGCACUUUUUUUUUACCAGCACCUACUGCACGAAAUGUAAGCCCAAUCGUUUAAUAUACUCUUAUAUGAGACAAGAAAAUCAACAUAGAUUGUGAGUUAUGAGAUACGGUGUAGAUAUUAUAUACUAUUAGUACCGUACAGUGUACAUGCCACAUUUUAUAUAGGUAUACUGUGCAUUCAAGUUUGUCAAUGACAUUACUAAGAAUAAUGUUUCAGUUUCACAUCUUAACAUAGAGUGCUUUUGAAUAUAUACGACAAUACAUUUGUUACUCGUCUUUCCACAAUAUUUAUUACCUCAUCAUUAGUAAUAAGUACGGUCACAGACUUUAAUUCUUGAUCCAUUUAGGGUUCAAGCUAAUUUAGUUGUCAAUACUAAAUGUCCAAUGUAAAGUGAACCCUAAAUGGAUCAGCAAUUAAAGUCCGUGACUGUACCUAAAAGUUCACUAAAAUUUUAUUGUAUCUAUGGGACAAUUCAUAAUUUUCUCCUGAGUAACUUUAGAGUAGGUGAAGCAGGAUUUGAGUCUUAUAUACGUGUAUAUAGCUUGUAUAGAUUUCGAAAUUAUUUUUGCCGUAACGGUACACUCUCGAUUAAACUUUUAAAUGCAAUAGUGUAAGACUUAACGUUAAACAUGAUUCCUUAUUCAAAUUUUAUGAGGAAGUGUCCCGCGAUCAUUGAUAAUAAAUUACAUGCCACUUUCUACUAUCACGAAUUGUUUAUAAAUAAAAAUAUAUAUAAAAGAAACAAUAAUAAAAUAUGUAAUAAAUUACAAUCAUAUGUCUAUCCAUAGUACCUCUUGUGUUUCCACCUUAAUAUUCUAUAAUACAUAUGUACAUUUCAUCUAGGAAACAAAUGAACAGUUCAUUAUGAUUGAUAUAGCUUGUACCAAUUUGUCUCAUAUUCAAUAAAUACUCUACCGAA
This is a messenger RNA of Cydia fagiglandana, 6990 nucleotides long. It is a transcript of the gene Agpat1, whose product is annotated as 1-acyl-sn-glycerol-3-phosphate acyltransferase alpha-like. The coding region runs from base 1 to 828 and encodes 275 amino acids. Gene Ontology annotation, molecular function: 1-acylglycerol-3-phosphate O-acyltransferase activity. Gene Ontology annotation, biological process: phosphatidic acid biosynthetic process. NCBI's taxonomy places the organism in Eukaryota, Metazoa, Arthropoda, Insecta, Lepidoptera, Tortricidae. Gene Ontology annotation, cellular component: membrane; endoplasmic reticulum. The record is from RefSeq and is a predicted model, not a curated record. The transcript has 5 exons.